UUCCAUCUUUCGAAUGCCCCUGUCGGAUCGCUGAAACAACCGCCGAUAGGGGUGUUCGGCAAAACUCGAUAAAAAAAAAACAUAUAUAUUUAAAGAUACGCUCGAUAAACACGAUACAAAGCUACAAUUCAAAAUAAAACUACAGGUUGUGUCGAAUACUCUUGUAUCCACGGACUCCGUCCCUAUCAUGCAGUCGCUGUGGACCCUGCCUCCCCCCCCCCAUGUGCCUCCCUGAAUGGUCCGGCCCCAGGGUUACAGGAAGUUGUAGCAGCUGCCAUGUUUAGCUGCUUUGUUGUAGGCUUCUUGGAGAUUUCCUGCAGUUUUUUUUAAGUGUUGCAAUGGAGCCGAGUUGGAGUACAUUCUUAUUUCAGGCGAACGAAGCCUUGCAUCACCAGCACCAGGUGGCUCAGAACAGCCUCCUCCCGCUGCUGAACUCUGUGUCCGAUCAGCCUGACCAGAAGCCCAGCCUGCCCAUCCCCCUGGAGCAGAAGCCCCCCUCGAGCUCCUCCGAGCACCUCAAAGACAAUGUGGGGCCCGGCGGCGGAGGAGGAGGGGGGCAGGUCGCGGGUGCCAUCAAGAAGGAGCACAAAACCAAAACGCCCUUCAUCUGCGGCUACUGCAACAAGGCCUUCAGGGACAGCUACCACCUGCGCAGGCACGAGUCGUGCCACACGGGCGUCAAGAUGGUGUCGCGGCCGAAGAAGACGGCCCAGACUGCACCCACCAUGGUGCCCCUCAUCUCCUCCCCAAUCCCCCGGGAGAACAGCAGCACCCCUUCCUACGUGUCGACCAUCGCGGGCCUCCUCACCACCGCCACCACCUCGGUGUCCACAGGCUCUAGCAUCAUGUCUCCCGGCAUCAUGGGCAACGCGCAGCACCCCCCGCCCGGCACCGGCGCCCCCCCGAAGAAGCCCGCCAAGCCCGUGAAGAAGAACCACGGCUGUGACAUGUGCGGCAAGGCCUUCCGCGACGUCUACCACCUGAACAGGCACAAGCUGUCCCACUCUGACGAGAAGCCCUUCGAGUGCCCCAUCUGCCAGCAGCGCUUCAAGAGGAAGGACCGCAUGACCUACCACGUGAGGUCCCACGAGGGCGGCAUCAACAAGCCUUACAUCUGCUCGGUCUGUGGGAAAGGCUUCUCCAGGCCUGAUCAUUUAAGCUGUCAUGUGAAGCACGUCCAUUCCACAGAAAGACCCUUCAAAUGCCAAGUCACGGCUUGUACAGCUGCUUUCGCUACCAAAGACAGACUGCGCUCGCACAUGAUUCGCCACGAAGGGAAAGUGACCUGUAAUAUCUGUGGGAAGAUGCUGAGCGCAGCCUACUUCACCAGCCAUUUGAAAACACACGGGCAAAGCAACUUCAACACAUCCUGUAACAAAGGAUUAGGUGACUGGAUUUGGAACACGUUGGGGGAAAGAAAAGACUCUAGUGAUGUUUGCAACUCUGCUUCUGCGACUCCGGUGACGGUGUCGGCCCCAAUCACCACCGGCAUGAGCCGCUGCAACAUGAGCAACCCCGUCACCAUCGCGGCUCAAAUGAACAUUAGCACCAGCACGGUGAACAUCACCUCCCCGGUCAACCUGCCGCACCCGGUGACCAUCGCCACCGCGCCCAUGAACAUCGCGCACCCCGUCGCCAUCUCCACCCCCAUGUCUCUCUCCAGCGCCAUGAAUAUAACCGGCCCUUUAAAUAUAGCGAUGCGACCCAUGGAAAGCAUGCCUUUUCUUUCCCAGGUCCUGCCUUCCUCCCCUCCCUGGUAGACUCCCUCUUUCCCCUUCCCUCCGUCCCUCCCCCAGUAUUAAGUUUACUUUGCAUAGGCAGGUAUGGUAUGGAGAGAGGAGCUGUCCCUUUGCUUGGCUGCAGUACAGCUGCCUUUUUUUUUUUUUUUUAAGAAAAAAAAAAAAAAGUAAACUUAGGGCUUAGUAUUAGGGCUUUCUGAAGCACCUCUGUCCAAAACAGAAUACAGUUGCUGUUUUUAAUCGAAUGAAAAAAAAAAAGUGCAAGAUUAAUUUGGUUUUGCGAGCAAAGACGUCUUUCACGUCAGGUAAGCGAAGAUUCUGUUGUGUCAAAGUCGCGCGCCCCUUUUUUUUUUAGGGUGUCAAAUGCAAUCCAUGUGCAUUGCUGGUUAUCAAGAGUUUCGUAAGACUUCCUAAUACACAUAGCAGCUGUCUCUUAUUGUAGCCUGCAGAUCAGUAUUUAACAGUGUGUUUUUAAGUGUGUGUUUUUUUUUUUAACGGUAAAGGGACAAAGACUUCCAAUCGGAGGGCAAAGAUGAUUUCAAAUGGUCACGUAUGUAGACGUGUGUUUGUACAGAGCGAUUUGUUACGCUGUAUUCAGUAAGGUACGUGGACAGUAUCUUAAACAGUUAAACUGGAUGGAUUAUUUUUUUACCCUUCCAAUCGUGCCACCCACAGCGAUCGUUAAGGCUUUUAUAGACUAAAGAUGUAAAAACAAACAAAAUAUCUAAGUGUGUGUUGGGGAUAGCUGGGAUGAGCUUCUGACUUUUUAUACAGUUAUAAACCAGUUUCUGGAUUUUCAGUCAUUUUACAGGAUUUCAAACUAGGAAAAGAAACUUGCACUGAAUGCAUAGCCCAUGUUUUUAAUUUUCUAAAAGAGCAGUAUUAUUAUUAUUAUUAUUAUUAUUCAAGAUCAAAUGAAAGUGUUGACCUGCAAAAGUACCAGGUCUGCACUGUAGAUAGAAAUGCGCCAUCUAGUGGCUUGGGAACAUGCCGAGGUUUGUUCCAAAGGUCACCAUGAUUAAUAUUCUUAAUGUUAUUAUUAUUAUUACACCGGUGAUGGAUCCUAGUUAUUAUUAUUUUUUUUAAUUAGAAUUCUAUUUUUAUCCCUUUUUUAUUGGAAGAAUAGAAAGCGUAGUAUGGACCUUACACUCAGGAACUCUGCUGAGGAUAGAGAGCCCGGUGAUCGUGUUAUGUAAGUGUUUCAUGUCUCACACAUAACUUUUAAUCCUGGAAUUGUAACGUUGCAUUUGUAAAUAUAUAUGGUACACCAUAUACUUCUGCUGAGCUGAACUAAGCAUAGAUGAGAGAGAGAGAGAGAGGCGGGGAUCCAAGAACGGAGUUAGAAAUGCUGCCGUCCAUUCAGACUUGCUCACAGUUCUACAUUUUUACUGUAGCUUGGAUCGGUUCUUGUAAUAAAGAAUUGUUCUGUGUGCCAGAGUGCAGUUAGUCCCCUCGUCGUAAGAGACGCCCACCUAAAAAAAAGGACUUCCCCAGAUCUCUUUUUAUAUUAUGUAUGUGUUUCCUGAAGGUGGCAGAAGCUGUUAACUCUUAACUCUGUUGAGCAGCCCACUCCACUGCUUUUCCUUUUUUACUGUCAAAGUGGAGUCCUACUUUCUCAAAGCAGCUGCCAGACCAAAUGCUGAAGCCUAUCGUCGGCUGUUCUCGUCUCUUGAGGUUGACAGGCACGCUUCUAAAGCUGUUAAACACUACUGUGAUUAACUGGAGACAGAGCACACCUCAACAGAGCAAACCCUGAGAUCACUGUACUGUACAUACAGUAACUCGUACUGUGUGUCAUUCAUUGACUUUCUCAAUCCUAGAUCAUAUCAUAAAGACGAUGAACUAUUUUAAUCUUGCUGAAAUUCUGUUGCAUCCUAAUUUAUCACUGUACCCAAGGCUGGCCGAUGUGUUCCUGUCAGACUGGUACAACAAGCAAUUCUUGGAUCCCUGCUGAGGCAAACGGAAUGUAUAUCUCUGUACAAAACCAUUUAGUUCCAAGGACGUGGUAGUUAGGCUAGACAUCUGUGCAAGAGGAAGUAAGAACCUUUUAUAAACCUUUUGUAUUAGAACAUUAACAAUGGUCAUUUUGUUUUGUAUAUAUAAAUAUAUAUAUGAAGACUUUAGACUUUCCGAUUUAGCGGAAAGGAAAAAACAUUCCUACAUUUUUUUUUUUUAAAUGUAUGUUUUGUCAAAAAUAAUUAUGUAAACAUAUGCCCAAUGUUUUUAUGUGCCUUUUAUUUGGAUGGUCUAAAUAAAAGAACUAUGAAACAGGA
Acipenser ruthenus (sterlet) is the source of this 4012-nucleotide messenger RNA. RefSeq names its product vascular endothelial zinc finger 1-like. Bases 339 to 1760 code for a protein of 473 amino acids. The record is from RefSeq and is a predicted model, not a curated record. Gene Ontology annotation, molecular function: DNA-binding transcription factor activity; RNA polymerase II cis-regulatory region sequence-specific DNA binding. Lineage: Eukaryota; Metazoa; Chordata; Actinopteri; Acipenseriformes; Acipenseridae. The transcript is spliced from 6 exons. Gene Ontology annotation, biological process: regulation of transcription by RNA polymerase II. Gene Ontology annotation, cellular component: nucleus.